GAGAAGCUGGCACAGUUACUGCCUUUGAUCAGAGUUUUACAAGUGCAGGUUGAUAUGAAGAAAAUCUGCGUGUUUCUACCCAGACACCAUGUUGACCUUCAUGAUCCAAGUUUGAGCAUAGUGUCAAAUUACCAGCAGCUGGCAAGGUCAAGGUCACUUCCAGAUACAGUGGUUGUAAGCCUGCCCAGGGUGCUAAUGCAGAGUGCAGGUCUCAAGGCUUUGCCAUAUGUACAGGACCUGCCUAUUACCACCGUGGAAGGAUCACUAGUGGGUGAUAAAAUACCAUGGAAUGUGAGCCUGCAGAACUGUGCUAUUUAUAGCUUGCAUCAAAACAGCUCUGAGAUUGACCUGCCCCUGAGAGUUCUUCAUUUUCUGAAACCAGCAACAGUGUCUAGUACUGUAGGGGGUUAG
Messenger RNA from Dreissena polymorpha, 411 nucleotides. RefSeq lists its product as uncharacterized. The transcript has 3 exons. NCBI's taxonomy places the organism in Eukaryota, Metazoa, Mollusca, Bivalvia, Myida, Dreissenidae. The record is from RefSeq and is a predicted model, not a curated record. The coding region runs from base 55 to 411 and encodes 118 amino acids.